UUGCUAUUUAAGGAAUUGACGGAUGUUGACACGCUAAAUGAAGGAGAAGGUGGUGCUGCAAAAUUGAUUGAUGCGCUGGUAGGUGGUCAGUUGAUUGAAACACUGGUACAGCAAAGCGUUGAACGUCUCGAUGAAACAGUGAAGGAUGAAGCGGAUGCCAUUCACAACGCGCUGUCGGUUGUUGAAAAUGUGCUUGACUUUCGUCCGGCCUUUGCUGAUAGCUGUGUUGAGCAGGGUCUCUUUUCGUGGCUUCUUCGUCGUGCAACACAGCGAGGGACUCUUGAUGCAAAUAAAAUGUACGCCAGUGAAUUACUUGCUUUGCUGCUGCAGUCUACAGAAUUGGCUAGAAAACGCCUAACUGAAAAAGUGGAUGGUUUCGAUUUGUUACUCCGUUCGCUUGCCACCUACAAGCGCCAUGAUCCGGCCAGUGCUGACGAGCGUGAACACAUGGAAAAUUUGUUUGAUGCUGUAUGCGCAGCACUUAUGUAUGCUCCAAAUAGGCAGAAAUUUCUGGAUGGAGAAGGUCUACAGCUCAUGAAUCUUAUGCUAAGGGAGCGAAAACAGUCGCGUGAAAGUGCACUGAAAGUGCUGGAUUACGCUACAAACGGUGUUGAGGGAAAGUCAAACUGUGCGAAAUUCAUCGAUAUCCUGGGUGAGUGUUUGAUUGAUAAUAUGCACUGUUUGAGAUGAUA
Messenger RNA from Gongylonema pulchrum, 692 nucleotides. The record is from the annotation of a GenBank genome assembly. Lineage: Eukaryota; Metazoa; Nematoda; Chromadorea; Rhabditida; Gongylonematidae.